AUGGAGACAGUCAACGACAGGGGGGCCUCCCUCAGGGCCCUACCGAGAGAUCAGCUGAUGGGGACCCUCAGGUCUCUCUACACCGCAAGAGGCGGCCUCCUGCAGCUGCUAGGGGAGGUAUCUGAAGAGAAGGAGACACUUGUGCAGCAGAGGAGACAGCUGCGUGAGGAAGAGAGCCGGCUGCAGCAGGAGCUUGAGCAAAUAGCGAGCGGGCUGAGUCUCUUUGAAGCUGUGCUGAUGGACUUCGGUGUCUCUCCUUUUCAGUCUCUCUACCCUCUCAAGAGACGCAGCGACAGCUGCAGCAAAAAGAGGGGGCCCUCCGCUACACCCCAAACAGGCCUCCAAAGAGAAGAGGGGGGGAGGCGCUCUUCCCUACCUGCCCCAAUCGGAGAGAAUGCAGUAGCAGCUGCAGCAGCAGCAGCUGCUGCUGCAGCUGCAGCAGCAGCCGCACAAGCUGUUGCUGCAGCAGGGGAAGCCAGCUCUUUCCUAGAGGCUGAGACAGUUGGGGGCCCCCAAGGGACUGUAAUAACUCCCCAGGGGCCCUGCGAGGGCCCCCUCUGUAAGGAGACAGUUGCUUUGGGGGCCCUCAGCUAUAAUGCUGCAGGAGACAGCAGCAAACCGCUGCUAACUGCGCCUACUAAAAAUAUGAACAACACCCCCAACACCGGUUUGCUGCAGCACGUGGGGGCCCCCGCGGAGUUGGAGACGAAGGAGACACCGCGAGAAAAUCAAAGCCCCAGUGGCGAUGCAGCCGCAGCAGCAGCAGUUGCUGCUGCUCCUGCUCCUGCUGCUACUCCUGCUGCUGGUCCUGCUGACUGUUUUACAGAUGGCGACAGCAGCAGCGAGAGCUGCGGCUCAAGUGAUGCAGAGGCCGACGCAACGGAAGAGUCUUCUGCUGCUGCUGAUGCUGCUGCUGCACCGCAGCCUGCAGAAGCAGCAGCAGCGAAGACAGCCCCUUCACAGGCAGAGCCGGAGGGUCUCAGCAGCAGGGGGCCCCUCGACAGCCAAGGGCCCCCUGAUGACAAGGGGGCCCCCCCUGUAGAGUUGCCCAACGAGGUGUCUCCUUUCGAUUCAGUAGAGACAGCAGACAACAACCAGCAGGGGGGCCCCUCUAGGUCUGCUGCGGAAGCGCUGGGGGCCCUCCAUUCAGCAGCAGAAGGGCUCCAAACCCCUACAGUUGUGACCAGCAGCAGCAGCAGCAACAACAACAACGUCAGCUGCAGCAGCAGCAGCAGUUGCAGCAGCGCACGAUUGAUCAAAGAUGCAGCUGGCAGAUGCAGCAGCGAGAGCAGCACUCCUGUAGACGUGAGCAGCAGCAGCAGCAGCAAACGAAAGGCUGCAGCAGAACCCCUGACCCUUGCGGAUGAUUUCAGCAACAGCACAAUUGGCAGCAGCAGCAGCAGCAGCAGCAGCAGAAGCAGCAGCAGCUGCAAACGAGCAGAUACUGCAGCAGCCCUUUCGUGCGAGGGGACCCCACCGAGUAGCCAACAGCCUUCUGCUGCAGCAGCAGCAGCAGCAGCAGAUACUGCCUGUGUUGACACUGCUGCUACACAGAAAGCCCGAGCAUCACUAGAGGGCCCCUCUGCUUCGCUACAGUUCAGAGGGGGCCCCCCUCCAGAGCUGCAGCGGGGCCCCCCCUUAGAAUUGCAAAGGGGGCCCCCUGGCUGCUCAAUGCGAGAGGGGGGCCCCCCCAAAACCCUUUGGGGGGUGCAGACACCGAGGCAGCAGCAAGCCUCUUCGAAAGCAGCAGCAGUUGCACCUGCAGCAACUGCAGCAGCAGCGGCAGCAACAGGAGCAGCAGAAGCCAAGAAGCUGCCCGUUGCUGCUGGAGGCCCUGAAGCUGCAGCAGCAGACACAACGGGGGGCCCCCGGCUGCAGGUUUCAGUUAUAACAACACAGACAGGGGACAUAGAGAUCACUUGGAGUGUCGAAGGGGGGCCCCCAGGGCCCCUGGAGCUGCAGGCAUGCAUUCUAAACUGCAGCAGCAGCAGCACCACAGAGGGCAGGCAGCAGCAGUUGCUGCUGCACUGCACAGACAGCCCCCUCCUCAUCACCCCUCCCAGCAGCACUGGAGAGUACCACAUCACGCUGAUGGUCAGACCCCUGCAGCAGCAGCAGCAGCAGCAGCAGCAGAGCCUUUGCUACCCAGGAAGCAACCUACGGCCUAUAUGUGGGGUGUCUGUACAGCUGGCGCUCAGCAGCAGCAAAAUCACAAACCAAAGGAUUCGUGCACUUGCAGUCAACAGGCUGUCUCUUCGGGGGCCCCUCACACCAAGGGCCCCCUCUGCAAACCCUUGGGGGCCCCCAACCCCAAGGGGGCCCCCAACCCCAAGGGGGCCCCUUGGGGCCCCCUCUGCAAACCGUUGGGGGCCCCCAACCCCAAGGGGGCCCCCUGGGGCCCCCUCUGCAAACCCCUUGGGGCCCCCCCCAACAGACCCUUUGGGGGCCCCCUCCACUAACAUCAAAGAGGACGGCAGUGUGGGGGCCCCCGGAAAGCCUUUACUAGCUAAAGGAGACGAUGAGGGGGGGCCCCAGAAGCAGCAGCAAGAACAGAAGCAGCAGCAACAGCAGCUGCAGCAUCAGCAGCAGAUGCAGUACCAGCAACAACAGCAGCAUCAAUUGCAGCAGCAACCACAACAGCAGCAACUGCUGCAGCAGCAACAACAGCAGCUGCAGCAAUACCAGGAGCUCCAGCAGCAGCAACCGCAGUUGCUACUGCAGCAGCAGCUGCAGCUUCAGCAACAGCAGCAGCAACAGCUGCAGCUGCAGCUGCAGCUACACCAACAACCAGAGAACAGAGAGCCCUCCCCCCUCAGGCUUCAAGAGGAGAGUGCUGCGACUCAAGGGGCCCCAUCGGGCCCCAGUCUAGCGGCGAGCAGCAGGUGCAUGCAGUCCGGUGUACCUACACCGAAUGCAGCAGCAGCAGCAGCAGCAGCAGCAAAGGAAGGUGCAGCAGCAAAUGUCUCUCCCGCUGCUGCUUCAUCGGUGAGGACACCAAGGUCUGCUGCUGAAACUGCUGCUGCUGCAUUAGAAGCAGCAGCUGCUGCAGUACCCGGCUCUGCAGCAGCAGCAACGGCACCUACCACACCUCGAUCAGCAGCAGCAGCAGCAAUGGCCUUGGCAGCAGCAGUGUCUCCUCGCUCUGCAGCAGCAGCAGCAAAAGCAGCAGCAAAAGCAGCAGAAAUGAUGGAGGCCCCUCUUCUUCCUCCUCAAGCUUCGUUGUCUGCGGGGGCAGGGGGCCCCUCUGCAGCAUCUUUGAGGGCCUCUAGCCCUCAGGGGGCCCCCCCUGUCCUGAGGGGGCCCCCCAACAUUCAGCUGUCGCGCACUCACCUACGGCAAAUGAUAAGGAGCACCACGGGAGCCCCAGGGGGGCCCCCCAUGGGCCCUAUGGGGGCCCCCCUUCAAGAGGGUACGACUUUGUUCGGUUCUGGAGCUGCAGCAGGGGCCCCUGAAGUAUCUACUACACCGACAAGGGGGAGCCUGGGCCCCUGGGGGCCCCCAGGGGCCCCCCAUACCGGCGGAGAGAUGCAUGCUGCUGCUGCUGCUGGAGUUUGGGGGCCUAUGCAGCAGCAAGCACUUCAGUACCCCGCUUUUAUGGGGGCCCCCUUCGGUGUUCAGACCCUCCGGGGGGCCCCCCAAGGUGCAAGCCUUAGACCGUUGGGGGGCCCUUUGAGGGGGGCCCCUCUCCCCCAGUUUACUAAUAUUUCUUCUGAUGCAGCAGCAGCAGCAACAGCAACACCACGAGGUGUCUAUGCAGAUUUUAGGGGGCCCCUGCAGCCUCAGGGGGCCCUUACUCACCGAGGGGGGGCCACUCUGGCGCCUCCGCCUAAUGGGGGCCCCUUCAUAGUCAGGGGCCCCCAAAUCUCUUCAGUCCCUGGAGUGCCUGUACACCCCACAAACACCUAUCUAGCUGAAGGCAGGGGUCGUGCAGGAGCCCCCCCUCCCUUUCGUUUAGGGGCCCCCGAGCUACAAGGAGUCUCUGUGCUGCAGAGAGAGGGGCCCCCAGGGGGCCCCCUAACGGCCAGCUGCAACAGAGGGCACAGCGUAACGCCAACCUACAGACCCACCAGGUACUGCAGGGAGGCUUUAAAUAGUACCUUUAGGGGCCCCCAGGAGCCCCCUCAAGGGCCCCCCUUGGGGCCCCCCCAAGGGCUUCCUCAAGGCCCCCCACAGGAACCCCCCCAGGGGCCCCCCCAGGGGCUCCCCCAGGGGCUCCCCCAGGGGCCCCCUCAGGGCCUCCCCCAGGGGGCCCCCCAGGGGACCCCUCAAGGCCUCCCCCAGGGGGCCCCCCAGGGGCCCCCUCAGGGCCUCCCCCAGGGACCCCAUGAAGAAAGGGGGGGAAGAGGGUUUGAGGGGCUCGUGGGGGCCCCCAGAGGAGCAUUGGGGGCCCCUAGUGGAGGGGGUGGGGCCUUGCUAAGUACUACCACUGGCUGCAGGUUUGUGGGGGCCCCCCUAGGCAGCAGAUCCUAUAGCCUCUCUAGGCUCUCCUGCGGGCCCCUCGUGGGGGGAGUAGGGGGGCCCCUAUGCAGCACUCAGGGAGCGAUACAGCCCAGCAGCAGCAGCAGCAGCAUCAGCAGCAGCAACACAGGGGCCACUGCUGGUUCUCUGCAGCUUCCGGGGCCCCACAAUGGUCCCCUCUUCGCUGCCGCUGCGCAGCAGCAGCUGCAGCAACAACAGCACCUGUGGCAGAUGCAGCAGCACUACUUGAUGCAGCGCUGGCAGCAGCAGCAGCAGCAACAGCAGCAGCAGCAGCAGCAGCAACAGCAACAGCAGGCUGCGCAUACACCCAGAGGGGCCUCGCUACGACUCUCACAGGAUUUGUAUAAGAGCCCUCAGCUAACCCCCCGAGCUGUCUCUAUGGUUAGCCUGAGGGGCCCCCCAAGUAAACCACAAGCUCUUUCGCUGCAGCAGCUGCAGCAGCAGCAGCAACAGCAACAGCAACAACAGUGCUGGCAGCAGCAGCAACACCAGCAGCAACAACACUACCUGCAACAGCAGCAGCAGCUGCUGCAGCUGCAACAACUGCACGGCCAGCAACAACACUGGGAUGCAACAAGGCCUCAGCAGCAGCAGCAGCAGCAGCAGCAGCAGCAACCCACACCGCAGCAGCGCCAACUUCCACAGCAACAACCGCAACAGCAUCAGCAGCACCAGCCGCCACCGCAGCAACAGCAGCAGCAUCAGCUCCACCACAAACCCCCAUUGCAGCAACAGCAGCAACAGCAGCAGCAGCAGCAGCAGACCUCGCCGCUGCGCCGAGUGAGGGGCUUAGACCCUCCUCCUCAUGAGCAGCAGCUGACCCAGUGGGUUUAUCUCUCAGCAGAAGAAAAGAAAGAGAGGGGCCCCAAGCAGGGGGCCCCCCAACCCCAAAGGGUACAGGAGGCGUAA
Molecule: messenger RNA, 5388 nt
Organism: Eimeria acervulina
Lineage: Eukaryota; Apicomplexa; Conoidasida; Eucoccidiorida; Eimeriidae
Exons: 6
Coding region: 1-5388 (1795 amino acids)
Source: RefSeq, a predicted model, not a curated record